AUUUCUGACUCAAAUUCUCCUCAAAUAUUUAAACAUCUGAUUCCUGCCGUUCAUAGAAAUUGCUAGUAUUUGGAAAUAUUAUCCAUAGUGUAACCCAACCUUCAUUUUGUGAUACGCCCUCGCUAUUAUAUAAGCUUGACUUUUCUAUGGCUCAUUCAAACGGUUUCUCCCACACCGUGAAGCAAGGAAAUAAAUCCCUCGAAGAUAGCGGAAAUCAAGAUGUGGCUAAUACAGAGUUGCUUAUUGAUCCAGAUAAUUCUGUCAGUUUAUUUGAACUCAUGUGAGUCUUCGAGCAUCUAUGUUGGACGACAYGCUUCAGGAUGCGAGGAUUUUGACACACGAAAAUGUCAAAAGAUUAUCAAUUGGUAUGGCAAGGAUGACGUCUGUAGUCCAGAGAAGUCCUCAUGGGCCAAGUCACUUCUAAAACUUUGCCCUGCUUCGUGUGGACUUUGUGAAUGCAAAGAUAAUCUUGGUAAAUUGUGCCUGACUUUAUYCCGAUACUGCUUCAGCCAGGGCGAGACGGGGAAUUUUGUACACCAACAAUGUUCAAAGACCUGCAAUACUUGUAACCAGGCGUUAAUGGGAAGAA
Messenger RNA from Actinia tenebrosa (Australian red waratah sea anemone), 589 nucleotides. RefSeq lists its product as uncharacterized. NCBI's taxonomy places the organism in Eukaryota, Metazoa, Cnidaria, Anthozoa, Actiniaria, Actiniidae. The record is from RefSeq and is a predicted model, not a curated record.